CACACGUAACUCCAGACUGAAAUGGAGUGCAAGGACUCAGACGAGCCCAAAAUGGAGAUGGACAAUACUACUCAAGAUCCAUCAGCUUGGGCACAAAAGCAAAGUGAUGAGACAUCUAGGUUUAAUUUGAGAUGUACCACACACCCCUACCUGGCUGUUGCCAUAUUAUGUUUUAUUAAUCUCAUAAACUACAUGGACCGCUUUACAAUUGCAGGAGUACUACAUAACAUACAGAAAGACUUUGAGAUUAGUGACAGCACUUCAGGGCUGCUUCAGACAGUUUUCAUUUGCAGUUUCCUACUGCUAGCUCCUUUGUUUGGCUACCUUGGGGACCGUUAUAACAGGAAAGUGACAAUGAGUGUGGGAAUAAUUAUCUGGACGAGUGUGACAUUUGGAAGUUCCUUCGUCUCAAAAUCACAAUUCUGGCUUCUACUUGUUACACGAGGCCUGGUUGGUAUAGGCGAAACAUGCUUCUCCACAAUUGCUCCAACCAUCAUUGGAGAUCUGUUUGCAAGUGGCAAGAGAACUAGAGUGUUAUCAAUAUUCUAUCUUUUCAUCCCAGUUGGAAGUGGAAUGGGAUUUGUCCUGGGUGCUGGGAUGCAGCGACUAACAGGAGACUGGCACUGGGCAUUCCGGGUAACCCCUUGUUUAGGAGGUAUUGGCCUAAUAUUACUGUGUAUCUUUGUACCUGACCCAAAAAGAGGAGCAUCCGAACAUUUUCAGACAGUAUCAAAAACAUCAUGGAGUCAAGACAUCAAAUAUCUCUUCUCAAACCAUAGCUUCCUCUUGUCAACAAUGGGAGUAACAACCAUGGCCUUUGUUGCUGGUGCAUUAGGAUUCUGGAUGCCUUUAUUCUUGUUCCGAGCACAAGUGGCACAGGGUGCACGGGAAGACUGCCUUGAUCAGGCCUGUAGUACUAAAGAGAGUUUGAUAUUUGGAGCUCUGACAGUUGCAACAGGAGUCAUUGGAGUGAUUGCUGGGGCAGAGAUCGCUCGGAGAUACAAGAAGAACCCACACGCUGAUCCCACGAUCUGUGCAAUUGCACUGCUCAUCACUGCACCCUCUUUGUUCUUUGCUAUUGUGCUGGCCCAAACAAGCAUAGCAGCAAGUUACGUUUUUAUUACCAUUGGAGAAAUAUUUCUGUCAUUUAAUUGGGCAAUUGUAGCAGACAUGCUGCUGUAUGUGGUUAUCCCAACACGUCGUUCAACAGCUGAAGCAUUUCAGAUUACCGUGGGCCACCUUCUUGGAGAUGCAGGAAGUCCAUACCUUGUAGGAAUUGUCUCAGAUGCAAUAAAAUCUGGGAAACCAGACACAAAUGUAUGGAAGUUCCGCAGCUUGAAAUACAGUUUUACAAUCUGUACUUUUGUAGCAGUUUUAGGAGGAGUAUUCUUUUUGCUGACUAUACGUUACAUCAAAGAUGACAAAGAGAAAGCACAGCAGAUCAUAAAAGGUGAUGAGAAAAAAGGUGAUAUACCUGGAUGAGACAAUACUUUCACUUCAACAAUAGUUUGCGCAGUGGGUGAAUAAUCAAGAAUUCCAAAAAAAACUCAAAAAAAUCAUUGGACUAUGCUUUUCUGAAGUGAGAAUGAACAACAUAGUUUUAGGGAGAGAGUCCAUACAGAAAACAAUAUCAACAGCACCAUUUCCGUGCACCAGCCUAUGUGACGCUUUUAUGCUUAAAAUGUGUCACCUAAUUAAAGACUUUUUAACUCUCUCAA
Protopterus annectens (West African lungfish) is the source of this 1718-nucleotide messenger RNA. RefSeq names its product protein spinster homolog 3-like. Gene Ontology annotation, cellular component: membrane. The coding region runs from base 22 to 1482 and encodes 486 amino acids. The transcript is spliced from 12 exons. Gene Ontology annotation, molecular function: transmembrane transporter activity. NCBI's taxonomy places the organism in Eukaryota, Metazoa, Chordata, Ceratodontiformes, Protopteridae. The record is from RefSeq and is a predicted model, not a curated record. Gene Ontology annotation, biological process: transmembrane transport.